AUGGUCAGCUCCGAGCCCGGCGGCUGCCCGGCGUUCCCCACUCUCCAGACACUGCUGUCAGCCAGACCGACGCUCUGCGCCACCGAUGGACCGUACAUCGUCUUCUGCUGUCCGCACGCAGCAACGGAAAGCCAGGAACACACAAAGCAAAAGCCAAAAGUGGGCAAAACUACGCUGGAGCCAACGACAACGAAACCCGAUGAAAGUGAAAAAGAAACGUCAACCAAAAAGUCAACUGAAGAACGAGAAAAGACGACCAAGAAGCCCGAAGUAACAACAGCAAAGCCAGAACCAAAGACCACAACGCUGGCACCGACAACCCGUGAGCCCGAGCGGACAACAACGACAGAGUCGACUCCAGCCACCAAGAAGACACCGCCGCCGCCGCCGCCGCCGCCGCCGCCGACGACGACGUCCUCCCCUCCUCGCCGACCAUCGUUCAACUCAUCUCCAUUCCUCCUGGCCGGCGGUCUAUUCGUGACGCCUCCGAAGCACCUGGAGGCACCCACGGAGGCGCCGCUGGUCGACCUCCCGCCGGUGCCGGCUCUCUCGGCGCUACCGGCGGCUCGGCUGGCAGGUGCCGAGGAGUGCGGACGGCCGUCAGCUCCCUGGGUGGCACUGGUGGGCAGCCGGCGUCACUGGCUGUGUGCCGGCGCGCUGCUCGGGCCGCGUCUGAUACUGACUGCGGCGCGGUGUGUGGAAGGUCGGACGCCAGAAGACCUGGUGGUGCGUCUCGGCGAGGGUGGCGAGACGGUGAUGAGUGGGGUGCUACGCGCUGUGAUCCACCCGCUCCACAGCGGAGGGCGGCAUGAUCUGGCUCUGCUGCUGCUCGCUGGAGGACCAUCAGAAGGAGGGGUCUGUCUAUCCUCCGGCCGGCCCGCCGCCGAGCUGCGUACCCUCGGCCGCGGCGUCAGCCCGUUCGGCACCUCCGGUCCGGUGGGACCACUCCAGAGUACCACCAUGUCCGAGGUACGCGGCUCCGACUGCGACGCCGCCUACCGCGUACUCCCCACCUACCGGCGAGAGUUCCCGCUCGGUAUCAGCGGCACAGAGGUGUGCGUGGCGGCCGCCGGACCGGACACAGUCGAGAGGCGCUGUCCUCAGGACCGCGGCGGGCCUCUGGUCACCACCGGCCGGGGUGGCCGCCUUCAGCUGGUGGGUCUGAUGAGAGAGGCGGCCGGGUGCGGCACUACCGUCUUUCCCAACGUGUACACGCGGCUGAGCGAGUACAGCACCUGGAUUGGGCGCACAGCUGCCGAACUGGCGGCCUGA
Amphibalanus amphitrite is the source of this 1272-nucleotide messenger RNA. RefSeq names its product transmembrane protease serine 9-like. Lineage: Eukaryota; Metazoa; Arthropoda; Thecostraca; Balanomorpha; Balanidae. The record is from RefSeq and is a predicted model, not a curated record. Gene Ontology annotation, biological process: proteolysis. Gene Ontology annotation, molecular function: serine-type endopeptidase activity. Bases 1 to 1272 code for a protein of 423 amino acids. The transcript is spliced from 3 exons.